GCGAGACGUGGGUAGGCUGCGCGCGCGCGGCGUGAGUGGCGGACACGGAGCACUCGGGACCUUCCCUGCAGCGGGCCCGGGACGCCCACCUCUCCGCUUCCCGCUGACUCCUCGCUGCGACCCCCGAGCUCUCGUGGGACACGCCGAGGAGCGAGGGGGGCCAAGCCGGAGAGGCCUCGUGCAGCGGCGCUCUCCUCAGCGGCUGCUGCAGAGAGACAUGAGGGGCGGUUCCUGGCCUCGGAACCGUGUUGCGGGUUCGGGGUCUGCCAGUUAGGGGUACUCCGCGGACGGUUGGGCCCCUCCUCGUGGAAGCCUCGCGGCGGGCGCGGGGACCGAGGGGGCACAUGUUCCCGAGGAGGCCGCCGGCCGCCCUGGCCGCCUGGUUGGCGGGCACGCGGGGCGGGGGCCUGCUGGCCGUGCUGGCCAAUCAGUGCCGCUACGUGACCGGGCUGCGCGUGCGGCGCGCGCAGCAGAUUGCGCAGCUGUACGGCCGCCUGUACUCGGAGAGCUCGCGCUGCGUCCUACUCGGACGCCUCUGGCGCCGGCUGCGCGGCCGGCCCGGCCAUGCCUCUGCCUUGAUGGCGGCGCUCGCCGGGGUCUUCGUGUGGGACGAGGAGAGGAUCCAGGAGGAGGAGUUGCAGAGGUCCAUUAAUGAGAUGAAACGGUUGGAGGAAAUGUCCACGAUAUUUCAUAGCUCUGGAGCUGAGUGUCGCCCUCCUGAACCAAGGUCCCCAGCAGAAGGAAGUGAAGAGGUGAAGGACAAGGAGGAACCAUGGGAAAUGGUGAUGGACAAGAAACACUUCAAACUGUGGCGACGCCCAAUUUCGGGCACCCACCUUUACCAGUACCGAGUUUUUGGAACCUACACAGAUGUGACACCUCGGCAGUUCUUCAAUGUUCAGAGUUUACCUGUGGCUCCAGCUAGUCAGGAACUACAUAGAAGUGGAUGGCCUCAUAGAGAUCUACUUGCCUCUGCCCCCCAAGCACUGGGAUUAAAGCUGGAUACAGAGUAUAGGAAAAAGUGGGAUGCCCUUGUGAUUAAGCUGGAGGUGAUCGAGAGAGACGUUGUUAGUGGUUCUGAGGUUCUUCAUUGGGUAACACAUUUUCCUUAUCCAAUGUACUCUCGGGAUUAUGUUUAUGUUCGGCGAUAUAGUGUGGAUCCGGAAAACAACGUGAUGGUGUUAGUAUCACGUGCUGUGGAGCACCCCAGUGUUCCAGAGUCUCCAGAAUUCGUCAGGGUCAGAUCCUAUGAAUCCCAAAUGGUUAUCCGUCCUCACAAGUCAUUUGAUGAGAAUGGCUUUGACUACUUAUUGACAUACAGUGACAAUCCCCAGACGGUGUUCCCUCGCUACUGUGUCAGUUGGAUGGUUUCCAGUGGCAUGCCAGACUUCUUGGAAAAGCUGCACAUGGCUACCCUGAAAGCCAAGAACAUGGAGAUCAAAGUGAAGGACUACAUCUCAGCUAAGCCUCUGGAAAUGAGCAGUGAGUCCAAGGCCACUGCUCAGUCCCCGGAGCUGAAGAAUGAGGGUAGCUGUGGCCCGGCUCGGAUUGAGUAUGCCUGAGGAAUAAGAAGAGAUGGGCCCUUCUGGCCCUGUCUUGGCCCCUCAGCUCUCUGCUACAGGACAGGGACAAGCCACAUGUAUUAGAAGGCACCUGCUGUAACUAUCAGUGCAAGAUAAUUCACUAACUGGAGUCUGAUUCCAUUUGGAGCCCUAUGUUUUUACCAGAAGACAGUGGCAUUGUGGAAAUGUUAUAUCCUCAAGCCAACCAUUUUGAAAUUCUGUAUUUUGCUGAGCUAAUCUGGAACAAACCUCUCACCUCAGGCCAGAAAGGGAUGGCUUCCAUCUGCUUCCUCUGAGUAGUUUCCUUGCUGACAUUCCAAAUCCCAUCAUUGGUUGUACAGCGCUCUGGAUGUCCUUCAGUUCUGCAGUUUCACCUGGAGAGUGGUUGGCCCCGUUUCUCAGUGAAGGGUCACUGGGAGUACUCUUGGUAACAGUCUGGUGAAUCGGUGUGAACAAUACUUGGCCAUGCUAAGUGCCUUGUCUUCACCUUGUUUUUAUCCUUAGAGACACAAACUUUGUACCAAGAGAUUUCCCCACCUGCAAAAUACUACUGCUUUGACUCAUCUGAUUCAAAGCUGUUUUCAUCUGAACUGACCGUUCUGUGUUUAUGCACUGUGCUCACUGGAUCAUUGCCUCCUCUUUAGCCUUAGCCCAUGUGUUGGGAGUACUGGUGAUACUUUAGACAAUAGCUUUCUAUUAAUAGAUCAUCAGUGUUUUGAUAGGGUCAGUGGAAGUGCACAAAACACAUUUAAACAUUAAUUUUUUAAACCCUUGUAACAAAAUGGAGUUGGGGAUUUGAGCAUGAUUUCUCCAUAGUCCUAUUUGAAAAAUACAGUGUUUUGUUCUGGUAGUUCCCCACUACAGAUUUGACUAAUUGUCCUAGAAGGCUAAAGGCAGCAGAUGAGGGCUGUGCUAUUCCCUCAGAACUCAGAGCUAUAGGCAUGCCAUGUGGGCUAAUAGAUGGAAUCUUGCCCCAGUACCAAUAUGGUGGUAGAGAUGUGGUGUAUGUGACCCUCUUUAUCCUCUAAAAAGUUUUCCUCCUCUUUCCAGAGCCAAAAUAAAAGCAAGCCACACAGUUUAGAUAAGGUCACAACCAGAUGGUAUCGGGUGGGAUCAAGUGUUAAAUCCUCCUCCUUUCCCUUUUUCCUGGAGUUUGAAUCCUGAUUUUUUUUCCUUUCCCCUGCUUGCUACCCUGUUGUGUUGAAAAAGGAAACUAAAUCUGGGACUAAACUUAAAACUCUUUCUAACCUUCUUGUUGCCUGUUCAGUUCUGUGCCAAGGAAACAACCAGCUGCCUCAGUGUUUCAUGUCUUCUUUGAGUUGUUGGCAGAGCAGAGAUAAAUGAGCAGUCCCAGUGUCUUCAGUGAGCAUUUGUCUUCUCUCUCCAGACCUGACAGAAACCAGGGAGGAAUCCCUGGGUUAUGUCUGAAGUUAGUGUUUGUGAUGGUGAAUGGUAUGUAUGAGUGUGUGAGUGUGUAUGUGUGUCUGCGUGUGUUUGUGCGUGCAGGCGUGUAUGGGUGCUAGGCAGUUAUGGUUGCCCCUAGUUCUGACUUAACGGUGAUUUGACUCUGUAAAGUUACUUAUGUCAUAAUGACUUUGUUCCUAAUGGUGACAUUUUUAUCAAAUGUGUGAAUAAAUACAUAAAGAUUGGUACAGAAGAGUUUGUCAUUGAACAUUGUGCUGGGGAAAUUGUGCAUGUUGGGCUUAUUUCAUCCUGAUCACAAAGUUGAAAGAGACUACCUGAGUUGGUGUGGGUGGUUGAUAGAUCAUGGCUGACACAAAGCUGCUCUGCCUGACCCUAAGUGACCAGCUUGUCCAGAUGUGAGCCCUAAGUGACCAGCAUGGCAACUAAAAAUAAAUCACCUGUCUCUAGUG
Messenger RNA from Nannospalax galili (Upper Galilee mountains blind mole rat), 3436 nucleotides. It is a transcript of the gene Stard7, whose product is annotated as StAR related lipid transfer domain containing 7. Gene Ontology annotation, molecular function: lipid binding. The coding region runs from base 345 to 1562 and encodes 405 amino acids. The transcript is spliced from 9 exons. The record is from RefSeq and is a predicted model, not a curated record. Lineage: Eukaryota; Metazoa; Chordata; Mammalia; Rodentia; Spalacidae.